GAUCAAGCAUUCGCGGAUCUCACUAUUCCUGCAGAAUCCCAGGGGUCCCAGCAUAACAUGACCCCUCAGCCUUCCACAAGCCGCACAGCACAAAGUCCGCUAGGAGAACCGUCCUGCAAAAAAGCAAAAAUGCAUGGCGCCGGGCUUCCUGAAUCCCUAGCAGACAGUGUUAGUUGUGAUACUAUGACUGUCUCUCAACCAGAAGAGGAUACACACCAUACUAUGUCCCAGCUACAAGCUCCUGGCUCUGUAAACUCUCAAAAUGUGAACAAUGUUUAUCUGGAUAUGGUGCAGGCGUGGGAAAAUCCUAUCCGGAAUUUUAGAGCUGUGGAAUAUUAUCAGAGAUAUAGAUUUAUUAAUCUUGAUCAAAUCCGAUCUUUUGUAGUUGCUAUAGAGGCCAUACAUAAUGUGAUACAGAUUCUUUUGAAUAACGUAGCCAUGAACAUCGGCCCAAAUGAUUUUGUUCAACUACGGUUGGAUGCAGAGGGGUUAAACCAUCCCAUCUUUUCUCAUAGGAGGUGUAUGAAUGAUUUAAACGCUGAUGAUUUUCUGACCAGUGUUGAAAAUCUGCUACAAAGUAAGGCUGAGAUAUUGUGGGGGGGUGAUUUGCAAUUAGUGGUUACCAUCGUGAAGAACAAGGAGGGAGGGGGGCUUAGGAAGUUAAAUACUUUGCUGCUUACUGAAUGCAAGGAAGUCAAAUGUGGGCAGUGCUCUGAGAAGGUAGAAAGCUUGGAAGGUCAUUUAUGCUUUCUAAAAUCGUUGGACCGACCACGAAUUGGCGAAAGAUAUAUUAUUUAUGAUUUUGAAUGCUGCCAAGAAACAGGUACCCACAUACCUAAUUAUACAUGUGCCAGGGAUAUGCUGAAAGAUGAGGACGAUAAAGAUGUUGUGAGGUGGGAUUGUUAUGGUGUUAGAUGA
This is a messenger RNA of Thamnophis elegans (Western terrestrial garter snake), 918 nucleotides long. RefSeq lists its product as uncharacterized. The record is from RefSeq and is a predicted model, not a curated record. Lineage: Eukaryota; Metazoa; Chordata; Lepidosauria; Squamata; Natricidae. Bases 58 to 918 code for a protein of 286 amino acids. The transcript is spliced from 3 exons.